Triplophysa dalaica is the source of this 1990-nucleotide messenger RNA. RefSeq names its product ubiquitin-conjugating enzyme E2 variant 2 (gene ube2v2). Gene Ontology annotation, cellular component: nucleus. NCBI's taxonomy places the organism in Eukaryota, Metazoa, Chordata, Actinopteri, Cypriniformes, Nemacheilidae. Bases 41 to 478 code for a protein of 145 amino acids. The transcript has 4 exons. Gene Ontology annotation, biological process: DNA damage tolerance; protein K63-linked ubiquitination. The record is from RefSeq and is a predicted model, not a curated record.
GUCACGGUGUCGUGCGCUUUUUGGAUUCGGGCAGAAGAAGAUGGCGGCCUCCUCAGGAGUCAAAGUUCCUCGUAAUUUUCGUUUGUUGGAAGAGCUUGAGGAAGGACAGAAGGGUGUUGGUGAUGGAACAGUGAGCUGGGGUUUGGAGGAUGAUGAAGAUAUGACUCUCACACGGUGGACAGGCAUGAUCAUCGGACCAGCACGAACUAAUUAUGAAAACAGAAUAUACAGCCUGAAAGUGGAGUGCGGACCUAAAUAUCCCGAAUUACCACCGACUGUUAGAUUUGUAACAAAAAUUAGCAUGAAUGGAGUAAAUAAUUCCAACGGGAUGGUGGAUGCACGUAGCAUACCAAUUCUAGCAAAAUGGCAAAACUCGUAUAGCAUUAAAGUCGUUCUUCAAGAGCUAAGGCGUCUUUUGAUGUCCAAAGAGAAUAUGAAGCUUCCCCAACCACCAGAAGGACAAACAUACAGCAAUUAAUUGUAAAUGAUUGUGACCCUCUGUCUUAAACCUUACUCUCUUAGAAAUGUCUUGUAAAUCAUCAGAAACAAACAAACAAAUAUUGGUCACUCCCCAGUCUCCACCGCUGGAGCUAAGAUUGGACCUUUCUAUUAGUUAAGCUUGACAAACAAAGAAUGCCUUUAACGUGAGGCACCAUUCUGUUUAACAAUUACGAGUUCACAAAUCUCUCUUCUAGUAACGUCACAUCGACCAAAAGCUUACGCUCUCCAGCUGAAUCGUCGAAGAAAGAAAGGCAUGUUAGAACGUGAGGUUUAUACAGAUCUAUACAUUUUAAGUUAAAGCAACUGGGCACCAAAUUCUAAAAUUAGAAUGCACAUACGACGGCAUGCUUGUAAAGAAAAUAAAUGAGGGAAAAAAAGCAUUUCUGGGAAAAACGAAACAUGAUAAAGCAGCUGUGUAAGUUGUAUGUUUUUUUUGUGUGUGUGUAUCUGAACCCCUCACUGACGGUAAUGUUAAGGGUCCUUAAAAGUGUGCCUGUAGUGUACUAGUAGUAUCGCAAACGGGGGGUGGUUAUAAACUUUCAUUUUUUUGUUUUUAUUUGUAAUGUCUGUAUUUGACACAAUAGCAGUUUGUUUUCAGCGUGGUGGCUCUUGUAAACGGAUGCUCUGUUCUGUUGUGGAUUCGAACCAUGCGCUUUACUCCUACAGGAAAUGUCGGGUGCAUUAAAAAUGUGACUCUCCAACCCGCUGUCAGACUUUGUUUGUCCAUCACAUGCCGCAAAAAUGCUGAGAUGUUAGUGUUGCAAACAGCAAACCCUUGCCAUUCAGAUGAGAACGCUUUCUGCCUCGCCGCUCACUCACAUGGAUUCGGUAGAUUUAAAACACCAAACCACUACAAACCUUCUAGUAAAUUCCCACAGAUAUGUUUCAUAUCACAGCAGUUUAUCUGAGCAACAGACACGUUUUGGCUGUUAAUUUAUACUCAAAUUUAGUGUUUAUGCUGCAGUUUAAACGUGUGAUUGAGGACGUACCCGUCGAUAAGAUAUCUGGUGUUGAUGGUAAGGAUUUGCUGUUGGAAACUUGCCCUUGCUUAUCCACAGUGCUUUAAAACUCCACCUGUAACUGCGACGGCAUGCUGUUAUGUAGCUAUCAUUAAAUCUGAAUUUAGUACUUCAGUAAUUAAACAUUAGAAACACUGAUAUAAUCUUUAGGUACUCUAACAAACGUCAUUGAAUUGUAAUUCCAGUGACUGGUGGGGGAUUGUUGUAUUGUUCAUUUAUGCUUCGGUUGGCUAUGACCAUUUCACUAAAGUCUUCAUUAGGCUGUUACUGUGCAAAUGAUUAUAUGUAGUGACAAUUUCUAACGGCCUCGACUUGUUCAGAGCCACAAUCACCCUGCAGUGUAAUGAAUCUAAGAAUCAUUUUCUCCCUGUUCAUGUUUUCUUUCCUUUUUUUAAGACAUAACCAAAUUAAGUUGAAUUUGUGACACCGGGGCUAUGUUCAGAAUAAUAAAACAAACAUUGUGGAACACA